Messenger RNA from Sinocyclocheilus grahami, 1233 nucleotides. Its product is annotated as claudin-4-like. Lineage: Eukaryota; Metazoa; Chordata; Actinopteri; Cypriniformes; Cyprinidae. The coding region runs from base 268 to 915 and encodes 215 amino acids. Gene Ontology annotation, cellular component: bicellular tight junction; membrane. The record is from RefSeq and is a predicted model, not a curated record. Gene Ontology annotation, molecular function: structural molecule activity. The transcript has a single exon.
AGUCCGUUAGUCAAAGCGCAGAAGAGACGCAGCGAAGAGAUGCUUUCCACCUGAUCAAAGCGCUUCAGUUUUUUUUUGUUGUUGAUCGAUUUGAGAUAGAGAGACAUUUGGAGACGCACGAGAGAAAAAAAAGAAAACCAAAAAAGUUCAGAGUCGAACACUUUGGCUAGAAGAAAGGAAAACCUAAGGCUGAAGUCUCUGGAGAGGAACGCAGCCUUUCCAAACAUCCCUCAACAGGUGCGCAGAUCUAUCUGAGGAAUAAAAGAGAUGGCCUCCGCGGCUCUGGAGAUCCUGGGUCUGAUCCUGUGCGUCUUUGGCACGCUCUUGGAGAUGACCGCCUGCGGGCUACCCACCUGGAAGGUGACCGCCUUCAUCGAGGCCAACAUCGUGGUGGCGCAGACCAUCUGGGACGGCCUGUGGAUGUCGUGCGCCGUGCAGAGCACCGGCCAGAUGCAGUGCAAGAUUCACGACUCCAUGCUCGCGCUCAGCCACGACCUCCAAGCCGCGCGUGCGCUCACGGUCAUCUCGUCCGUCCUGUGCGUCGUGGGGCUGAUGGUGGUGAUCGCCGGCGCGCAGUGCACCAACUGCAUCCAGACGGAGAGCGUCAAGGCGCGCGUGGUGAACGUCGGAGGCGUCAUCUACAUCGUCGGCGCCGUCUUCGUGCUCGUGCCUCUGUGCUGGAUGGCCAACAACAUCAUCUCCGACUUCUACAACCCUCAGGUUCCGGCGGCCCAGAAGCGGGAGAUCGGCGCGGCGCUCUACAUCGGCUGGGCGGCCACCGCGCUGCUGCUGCUCGGGGGAAGCAUGCUCUGCUGCUCGUGUCCCUCCUCUGGAAGCUCCGGCUACUCGGCCAAAUAUGCGCCCACCAAAAGAGCAACAUCCAACGGGGACUAUGACAAGAGGAAUUACGUUUAGACGCUGGUUUACACAUGCUGUUCUGUGCGUUCUCGAGUGUUGCACCUGCAGAUGUUUCGGGUUUUCCUUUUUUUUAAGCAUCUUGGACUACUGACUGGAUCCAUUUUUUUUAUUUAACGCGAAACUUUUGAGGAUAGCCUAUGCGUUUCUGAAAGGUGGACGUUUUAUAAUAACUUUCAGCAAUAGUGACAAACAUCAUGCAGUGCUUAACAGAUCAUCGCAAUGCUUUGAAAUAGUCCAGAAUCGUUCAUUUGUACAAUAUUCAUAUUUUAAUGUGCAUUAACUAAUUAAACAGUAUAUCAUUUUUAUAUAUGCCUG